UUUCCUGGUGUGGACGGCAGCCGUGGGUGGGCAUAGCAAGAUGGCGCGCUCCGGGUGGCAUCACGGUGUGUCUAUGUCUCUGCACCAACCCGCUGCCAUUAGCAGCACUAAGCACUAAACACAAAAUGUUGUACGCUCAAGAGACACAAAAUUUUCGUCUCAACAUUACCAAGUAGUAGCUGUUAUCGAGGGUGCCCCCAGACACGCCCUGGGGCGGGGUGUUCCGUGUGUCGGGGCGGGACGCUCGGCGACCGUCAGCCCCUCGCCCCGCCGCGGCCUUGUGGGAGUCAGUCCUGCGACCUGCUGAGGCGAGCCACUCUUUUACGUGUGCAGGAAUUCGCGCAUUGUCCACAGGAAGGGGAAGUGUAGUUGUGGUGCAGCUAGUGUGUGUGCGUGUAUGCAUGUGGGAAAUGUUGAGGACAUGAACCGAGGAAAGUGAAGGCAGGCGCUCAGCAUGGAAGCAGCGGCAGGAGGUGGUGAUAGCGGAGGAGGAGGAGGAGGAGGCAGCAACAGUAAUGGCAGCAGUAACAGCAGCGGCCCCGCAAGUCAGAAGGAUAUCCUGACUGCCCAGCUGCUGCUCAAGAAGGGGAAGCGCUACGCUGCAUCCUAUCUGAAGGAUGAGUGCCUCAGGAACCUCUCCCCCAAUGACACGGAGGCGCCACGCACACAGGUGUUGGGGGAGUUCCUGGACCUGCUGCUGAACCCCGCCAUGCCCAUGAAGAACUGGGACACCGUGGACUGGCUCAAGUGGCUCAUGGCGGGGGGCAAGACGCCAGACGAGUUCUUCAAUACCGUUCGCCGCUACGACAACGCGACGACCUGCGGCCUGGUGUGGACGGCGAACUUCGUGGCGUACCGGUGUCGAACGUGUGGCAUCUCCCCGUGCAUGAGCCUGUGUGCCCAGUGCUUCCAGGAGGGAAACCACGAAGGACACGACUUCAACAUGUUCAGGUCACAGGCGGGCGGCGCGUGCGACUGCGGCAACUCGGCGGUCAUGAAGGAGUCGGGGUUCUGUCACCGGCACGGGUCGCAGGCGCAGCUCAACAAGCCUGAGGUGCCGCCCGACCUGCUGGCCCUCGCUGACGCCCUCAUGCCCAGGAUAUUCCUCCGCUUUGUCCAGCACUGUCGAGACCACAGCUCUGAGUCGCUGGACCAGGUGCUGGAGGCGAUGGAGGAGGCAGCGCUGUUCCUGGACCUGUUGCAGGAGCUGAGUCGCCUCGGAGCAGCCAUGAGGAAAACAAUGACCAAGUCCCUCUGUAACCCAAAGGUUUACCAUGAGCUAACUCGCGUUUCAUCACGGCAUCAGGACUCUGAAUACCUCACUCAGAGCAAGAAGUCCUAUGAGGAGGCACUCAAUAGUAUUCCCUUUGGAGAGGUCCCACCGGGAUAUGAGGAUGUGGCCACCCUAAAUGGGCCUCUUGUCCACAAGACUUUUUUAGAUGAAAUAGUGUUUUGGACAGUCAAGUUUGAGUUCCCCCAAAAGUUAGUGUGUCUGCUCCUGAACAUGCUGCCAGACACUGAGUAUGAGGUGAGAGUGUUGGACGUGUGGGAUGCAAGUGAAGUGGUCUGUAUAGUCGAUGCCUUUGCAAAGGCCUUUGUGCAGCACUACAGCCGCAUCUCUGUCAUGUUGGUGCAGAGCACAGACUCAGAGACGCUAAGUAAUCGUGUGGUGCACGUGUCUGUGCAGCUGUUCUCUGAUCAGGACCUGGCCUAUCGCAUGACUGACUCCUUUCACCUCCUCCAUGUCAUGAUUGUCAGCCUUAAGAACAUGAUGAAGUCCAUCUGCGUGCCAUCAACUCUCCAUGACAAGAUGCAAAAUACUCAUCGUGUGGUCAACUGUGCAAACCAUGUCAUGAAGGACCACUGCUACUGGCCGCUGGUGUCAGACCUCAACAACGUUCUGUCUCACAAAGCUAUCGCUGUCAAGUUUAUGAGUGACCAUCGCCUCAUCCAGGAGUGGUUCUCAUUCCUCUCAAUGUUUCAAGGAAUGAAUGUCAAUGUAAGGGAGUUAACGCAGCACGUAGAGUUUGAGCCUCAGACGUACUACGCGGCCUUCAGUGCAGAGCUGGAGGCAUCGGCGUCUCCCAUGUGGGCGCUGGUCUCUCACCUGCGGGACUCAGACACGUGGCACUACACCUUUUCAGUGCUGCGGGAGUGCCUGCACGCCCUCAGCUCCUGGUUCAAUGCUGUUGGCUUCUCUCACUCAGAUCUGGGCAAUCCAUACCAGGUGUCCUUCCACUUGCCACUGCACAGGUACUACUCAGUGUUCAUGUGCCAGGCAGUGAAGGCUCAGGGGGCACUGUUGAGUGAAGUGCUGCCGUCACAGGACCUGCUGCAUCACAUCAUGGUGCACCCACUCAGGCUGCAGGCUGCUUUCUAUGAAAUCCUAAGUGGCAUGUGGGUAAGAAAUGGGCUGCAGAUCAAGGGGCAGGCCAUGACAUACAUCCAGUGCCACUUCUGUAACUCCAUGGUGGAUGCUGACCUGUACCUGCUCCAGAUCUGUGCUGGGGAGCUUCCCGCUGACAACUUCAUCCUCACUGUGCUGGACAGGUUUCAUGUGCUGGAAUCCCUAAGUGUGUCUCCGAGGGCAUCCAACAGCUUCCUGGACUCUGAGCAUGAGAUGACCAUUUUGGAGUCCUGCCUCACCUUUCUUGCCACACUCAUGACUGUGCGGACCAACAUCGGUCUGAGUGAGAGUGAACUUGCCAAGUUAGAGAUGGUGACGCUGCUCUGCAUGGGAGACAAGACACACUCACAGCUGAUGGAGUGCAUGCCAGAGAAGUGUGGCAGUGCUGCGCAGAGUAGAGACUUUGAGUCAGUGCUGAGCAAGGUGUCAUCAUACCGUGCUCCAAACUUCGAGGCAUCAGGCACAAUGCAGCAAGGCAUGUACAUCCCCCGAGAUGAGGUGUGGGAAGACCUCUACGACCCCAUAUACAUCCUCCUACGAGCAGUGCAGAGGCGAGACUUUCAAGCCUCUCUGGACAGAUUUAAGUUAUUCUGUAAGCAGUCAGGCAACAUCACCAGUUCGGGAGACUUGUGGCCACCCUUUCGCCUGCCCAGCCCAGUUUCUAGCCCAUACACCGACCCCCAGAGGAUAAUCGCUUGUCGCAGCUUUCAUGCUGUGAUUUUUAUGUUGCUGUACAAGGCCCUCAAUGAAGUGUCUACUACAGACCACCUGCUUGCCCUCACUGUGUACCUGCUGGAGCUGACCACUGAGUAUCAGGCACAGCACCGGUCACAAGGAGGUGAAAUGAUGGCAGCACAGUACUAUGACAGCAUGAUAGAGACAGAUGAAGAUAAACCUGAUGGACAGUUCUGCAAGUGGUUUGCAACUGACGACGUCUUUACUAAUGUGAACUGUGUGGUGUCCAGAGUCCACCUCAACCCCACCCCUUCUGUCAGCUCCUGUUCGGAUGGUGAGCUUGAUGGCUCCGAUCUGGAGAUGGAUGAGCUGGAGGGAGGGGAGCCCCGGCUGGCCCUGAGGGGAGCACCUCGUCCCCGCCCGCUGCCAGCUGGUUCUGAACUAGUCAUUUAUCGUCAAGGUGCCACAGCAGUAGUGCCAUCAGGGGUUGAGCUGCCCACCACACCUGACACCCCAACACAAGACCACACCUCCCCCCUUGCCCUGCCCCCUACUUCCCCCACCUCCUCCUCUACCAACAUGCUGGUGCCAGCUACCCAGAGUGGUACUCCAGAUGGGUCUGCAGCUCAGGCCUCAUUGCCAGCACCUCUUCAGUACCCCAGUUUGUUGGCAGGCAAUGAGGUUGGCCGGAUAGGUAGUGAGAGUGGUGGUCGUGGCAGUAGUGGCAGAGGGGCCCCAGCUUGCAGUAGCCGAGGCCAUCAUGGACGCUGCUUCAUGCUGCAGCACCACUUCCACCAACGGUCACGGCGGCCUGCCGGUCCCCCCAAGGCCCUUCCUCCACCUGCUGAUGGCUCUCCACCCUCCCUCCAGGGCACUCCACCAGUGCCAGACAUCUCGCAUUUCUCUUCAUACCCACAGAUAGACUCAGGUGAUGAGUAUGUGUCUGUUGAGGAGUCAAUCAUCUCACUGCUCAUCAAGCUGCACUCUAAGCUCUCGGGGAAACCCAACUCCUACCGUCCAAACUUCUCUGACACCACUGACUCCCGGAUAGGUGAUGGGCCAUUCUUCAUAGCCAAAUUGCUUAACAAACUUGGUCGCUAUGAUGCCUCAGUCAGGAAAGGCAUCCUGGACACCAUCUCCUACCUCUACAGUCAGAAAGAGGAAGAGUCUUCCGCCUCUUCUGAGGAGGAGGCUCGAGCGAGGGAGGAAAAGAGAAAGAGAGCAAGAGAGCGACAAAAGAGAGUCAUGGCAGAGUUUGCCAACCGCCAGCGCCAGUUCAUGGAGCAGAACCGGACAGACGCAGCAGAGUUUGAGGCAGGAGGAGCCGAUGCAAUGGAGGUGGAGGAGGAACAGGUGGAGCGACACAAAGAGUAUGACUGUGUAAUCUGCAACCAGUCCAUCCCUUCCACUCCCGAGCGGCCGGUGGGGCUGGUGGUGCUGCUGCAGGCCACCAGUGUGUUGGGUCACCGAACCUCAUCCCAGAAGCCCCUGAGUGUCCCUACUAGUGACGCUGAGAAGGCAAGACUUAGGCAGCGGCGGUACACCCUUGCCCAGUACAUGGAGGAGCGCGCCGACACUCUCAACAGACAUUUUGACUAUAACUCCUGGUUGGUGUCCAUGAACAUUGGGUGGGAAGGAGGAGUGCAUGUCCAGACCUGUGGCCACCACCUCCACCUGGACUGCCACCAAUCCUACCUCCUCUCCCUCCGCUCCCAAGACCGCCCCAACAACCCCCUCAAUGUGGAGAAGGGUGAAUAUGGGUGCCCUCUUUGCCGACAACUUGGGAACUCUGUGCUGCCCAUCUCCCCGGAAAUUGGUGAUCUGUCAGCCCUAGUGAAGCAUCCCGCCACCUGUGAUACUAGUUUAGUAGAAGAAAUUGACCGGCUGUUGCACGACUUAACAGUUCCGACAUUCAGUAGUUCCCUGACUAAUGCGAUGGCCCGCAUGAUGGAGGACAUGACUGUGGCCACCUACCCUAAGUACCGUAGUGUUUCCUCCAACCCGUCCACGCCUUCACUCGUCAUGUUUGUGUCGUCCAUCCUGCGCACCAACCUGGAGGUGGAGCUGGUCCAGCGUGGUGGCACUCUUGUCUGUCACACCCACGACCCCAAGAUGGAUGUCAAGCGCUCCUGUUUAAUGCCACUGCUCCACGUUCUUGGCUUCCAUUCCAAGAUCCUGAGUGGUGGUGGAGACUCCCCUAUAGCAGGUGUUGGGGGAAGCCUGCAUUGGAUACGGCAAACCUGGGCUUCCAUAAGCCAGCAGCCAGUAGCCGGCAGUGAGGGUGCUGUCACACCAAGGGAGCGGGAGGUGCCACUACUGCUGAGGGAUCCAGUCACUCUUCUCCUGCAGCUCCUCCUCCUCCUGCCCUCACGGAUUGACCAAGCCUACCUGAAGUGUGUGGUUGGCAAUGUUUACCGUGUGGCUGUAGUGGGUGCAGCUGCCUCGGCACUUCGUUCCCUCAAUGAAAGUCAGCGAGAGCAAGCCACUGCCAAUGGGCCCCUGGCACCACUGCUGGCCCUGGCACACAACACCCUACGCAACAGCCCCUUCUUCUGUGAUGACCAAGUGCCACUGACAGACCACCAACACAACACCUGGACAGUAAAUGAUGUCACCUGCCAGGUCAGAGAGAAUUGCCUCACUUUUUUGAGGAUAGCAGCCUUGCUCAAGGCACACCUAAUGGAGGAGAGUUCACCAGUCAUUGCAGACCCCAUAGCUGAGUGUGGUGCCUUGGAGCAGUAUCUAGGGGUGUGGGACACCUGCUCAGUUGUCAACUCUGCCAUAAUGGGGAACAUGUGUGGCACUCAUCAUGCUCGAGAGGUGUCCAGCCCAGUAGAGACCUGGCUUGGGGACUUGGCUGGAGGUGCUCGGGUUUGGUGCAGUGAAGUGGCUGGCUUCGCAUCUCAGGCACAAGUGGCAGCAUCCACACUCCUCACCACUGUCACCUUUGCCCAGCCUCGCCUCCUCCGUCUACCACAUUCUUAUGACGCUAUCUUUCAGUACUACCACAGGAGACAGUGCUCUCAGUGCAACAGUGUACCCAAGGACCCCAGCGUAUGCCUUCUGUGUGGCACCAUUGUAUGUCUGAGGGAGUCGUGCUGCAAGCAACAGGAUGUGUGUGAAUGUGUACAACAUGCUAUUGACUGUGGUGCUGGCACUGCAAUAUUCUUGGUGGUGAAUGCCUCCACUGUCAUAGUGAUUCGGGGGCCCAGGGUCUGCCUCUGGGGAUGCAUUCAUCUCGAUUCUUUUGGGGAAGAGGACAGAGAGCUUAAACGAGGAAAGCCGCUGUACCUGAGCGAGGACCGCUACCGCUUGCUGGAGCAGCAGUGGCUCUCACACUCCUUCAAUCACACCAACCGAAGAUGGAUCUGGCACAGAGAUAUCCUUUGAGGACUCGAAUCAUUGUAAAUGCAAAGAAUAGCCCUGUGUUCUUGAGGUUACAUUGAAGUAAAAGUCUACAUUUUCCUACGAGAAUGAAGUGUACAUUACUUUUAUAUCAGUGGAAUCAGUUUGAGUCAUAAAGCAACAAACUGAUACUCUGGAAAACUUGGCCUCUACUCUGUUUUGUCCACAGCACAUCACAGAUCAUAACUUAUGCAUUUUCCAUGUUAAGAGAAAAGGUUUAAUGCCAUGUAAGCUUGUAAGCAAAGUCCAGUAUUUAUUUAUUUCUGUCUUUAGGCCCAGUGACCAGGUUGAAAUGAACUUGGCAGCUUCACACAUCAGUAGUGACUUCACAUGUUACCAAUAGUGCUUCAGAGGGUUGGCAGGUAUAAUUCUGGGCCUGGAGAUCAGGAACAGUUUUAAUCAGUCCAUCUAAACAGAACUUGGUUGCCAGUGUUUCUUGGAGUAAACUAUUCUUUGCAUUUACAAUGAUUGUAUUUGUUCAUAAUUAGAAUGUCUAUAGUGAUUAUAUGAUGUGCUUUCUUAAGAUUCUGUUUGAUAGUUGACAGGUUAUGUGCUGUCUUGAGUUAUGCAAACCUGCAUCCUUGCUUGUAACCAGCCAUUGUGAUAUUCCUGUCAACUGUUGUGUGUCAAGUCUAGAGGGCACUCUAUUGUUGCCCUCAACGUCUGCAGCAUUGGUGGUUUGGCCGCCCCUCGUAGCAACUUGCAACGAACUUUCAUUCUUGUUUGAAUGUUCUUUGUGAAAAAAGUUUAACACCAUUUAUUCAAGUGAUUUCUUUAGAGCUUUAUAAUAUUCAAGUUAAUCAAGCAACAUUGUUAAUGCAGGUAUGCCUUUUGGGCAUUUAUUGAAAUAGCCAUUUUGGGGCAUUUUAAGUAAAGCUACCAUUUAGACAAUAGUUUACUAAAGAGUGAUGCUAACACCCUGUUUGAAUUCAAAGGUUUGGUUACAGAAGUCGGUGCUUUUGUUAUGCAAGUUUUCAUUGGAAACCUUUCCAAAGUUUCAGCCCACAGUGAGUGAACGAGGCGGUGGCAGUGCUGUGUUGGGGUCUGGGUCACCUAAGUGUUGAAUGUGACCCACCUCAACAUGGCCAAAGAGAUUCACUGUUGUAAGUCUAUUACUUCUCAUGAGAGCUCAAGUAACAUUUAAGUAUAUUCUGUAGAAAGCUGAUCUUUCCUAUACAUUGUUAAGAGGAAACCAUUACAUGGUUUUCAGUGUAUAUUUUAGCCAACUUACUUAUAAUACACUGUUAAUAUAGUCACAGUAUUAUGACAAGAACAUUAAUGGCAUAAAAUUUUAUAGUCAAAAGGCUGCUGAUUAAAAAAGAAUUCACUUGCAUGACUUCUUGAGUACUAUUUAAUUUAUUUGUUGUUGGCUCAUCAGAUGUGCUGAAUCUAAGAGUUGUCCUGCAUACUAGUGGUCAUCCCCACACUUUUAGUAAAAUCUGUGCUUAUAUAUUUAUAAAUAGCAAAUAUAUGCCUACAUGUACAUUUUAAAAUGGAAUGGACUGUUAACUUUGUAUAUUGAUUUUAUGUAUAUUUUUCCUACGGUCUAGUACUGUACUAUAUUGUGACUAAGGAAAGUAUUCAACAUGAUAUUUAUUUUUCAACUGUCAGUUUUAAAUGGUUUGAAUUGACUGAAGUCCCUGCCUUCUAUUUUUCACACACAAUGGAGCCAAUAUUUACAUCAAUAUCACAAGUCUUUGAGAGAAAUGUCUGUGUGGUGCAUUGACAUGGCAGAUGCUGUAAUGUUGUUCACCCUUCAAGCAGCUUCAUUAACAAGCUAAAGAAAAAAAUAAUGUAAAAACUGUGGAAGACUUUUUUCUCUUCAGUAACUGGUUGUGAGGAUUUAUCUUUAAGUAUUCAAAGAUCUGAAGUAAGUCUUCAUUUUGAAUUUAUGUAAGUUUAGCACAUUAUUAGUCUUCAUAAUUGUGCCAGCUGUGGACUCUCAGAAGCUUUUUUUUUUCAGACUCAUUUACUGCCCUUCAAAUACACACAUACAGUGAUCCAUCUCCUGAGCUCCAAGCUCAUUCAGGGAGGGUACUGGCUGGCUAUCUCAAGUCUAGCAUGUGAUCACACACACACACACACUCUGGAUCUGGAUUAAUGAUGCACAGGGCACCCGUACAGGUGCAUAACACACACACACACACAAAAGAUAGUAUCAGGCCAACAACACUGUAUCCACACAACUCAUGUGCUAAACUUUCAUUCAGGUAAUAUUUCAUAAGGUCAAUGUGAAUCCCUCCAUGGGCAUAAGUUAUACAGGUAUCUUUUGCAUUUUUUUUUCUUUUUAUUAUUAUUAUUAUCGGACAAAUAUUAUGCUUAUCAGUUGUAAUGUUAAAAAGGUGACCGAGUGAUCAUUACUCUUUUUGUGUUAAAACGUGAAUUUUCCUCCAUUUUCAUUAUCUACUGUUACACAAGUAUUUGUUUGUUUGUUUCAUUAAGAAAUUCACAGUGCUUAGGCAUAAUGCACUCAGUGUACACCAAAACAGUGGUCUCUGCUAAAAUCUGAAGAGAAACAGCAUAUGAGCAGUUUUGUAUUGUUAAUAUUACUGUGGUGAUAUGAACUUGAGAGACAUC
Molecule: messenger RNA, 9064 nt
Organism: Eriocheir sinensis (Chinese mitten crab)
Lineage: Eukaryota; Metazoa; Arthropoda; Malacostraca; Decapoda; Varunidae
Gene: Ubr3
Product: E3 ubiquitin-protein ligase Ubr3-like
Exons: 32
Coding region: 455-6472 (2005 amino acids)
Biological process (GO): protein ubiquitination; ubiquitin-dependent protein catabolic process via the N-end rule pathway
Cellular component (GO): cytoplasm; ubiquitin ligase complex
Molecular function (GO): ubiquitin protein ligase activity; zinc ion binding
Source: RefSeq, a predicted model, not a curated record